AAAAUAUAACCGUUAUGACUCGUCUGUUAUGUGUGCCCUUUACACUCAUUUGUUUUUUAUUUUGUCAGCUGUAAGUUGUUCUCACGCAUGAACAAAACAAUCGCUCAAGAUAAGGAAAAACCAAAAAUAGGAAUCCAUUGGUGGCUUGUGGCUCAAGAUUUCGAUGCUGUGACGAUUCAGGCAAGCAACCUUACAGAACAGUUCUUGGGUUUGGCGUUGAACAGGUGGGUACUCUUGUCUGUUUUCAAAAAAAAAUUAGAGGCUUUUGAGGAAAAAGAUGGUUUAUUUGUUGGAAUCCAGUGGGUUGCACUGCCAGGUCCCAAAGGCUUCUGUAUCUAGAAGUACUCAGAGGUUGUCACUGUUGAAUCAGUUAGAAAGUUCCAGUCCUUCGUAUUUGUCCUGCAACUUAUUUCAUGGGAGAAGUAGGCCACUGGUAUCAUUCUACAAGGGCUCCACAUGCAAGCAGCCUAUUGUUACUCUCAAUUGUAGAUUUAUUUCUUCUUCAAUGAACAAUUUCUAUAGAACAGAAGCAGGGAUGAAUUUUUUCAGGAAGAAACAGUCACAGAAACAAUCUAAGAAUCUUCAGUCAAUAUUGAUCAGGUCUGCCCUGUAUUUUGUCUGUAAACAAAAUUUCUUGUUUGAUUUUUUAUUGAACAACUGGUCUGAAUUUGAUAAGAUUGUCCUUAAUGCUGAUGACAAUGGGGGAAAUGGGGGUGGGUUUACAUUUAUUCCUGGUUUGGGAGGAGGGGAUGGAGACAAUUUUUCAAGAAAGAGAAGGAAGGGCUCUUGGAAAUGGUGGUGGGUUCUGAUUGUUUUGGUUGUGUUCUCUGGAGUUUACUAUGGAAACCUGAAGCCACCCACUUAUAUUUUUAAUGGAGAAAGAUUAGAAGCCUUGGUUAUAAAGGCAGUUUCAUUUGGAAUAUUUGCCCUGAUUUUACUUGCUAUUGUGGGAUCAGUGGCUCUGACAGGUUCCAUUUUGGUUGCUUCAUUGAGAUUUGUCAAGAAGAAAUCUAAAUUCAUCUUGUUUCCACCAAGAAGGAGGAGGUUGCUGUCAGUGCCAAAGAGCAUAACUUCAGGAACCCUACUUUCAACUAUGGUUUUAAGCAUUCUUUACCCCAAAAUCCCCAAGGCACUUGUAGAAGGAGGUUGGUGUUCUUUAAGACAAUUGAAGCAGACCACAGAUAGCCAAAUGAAAGCUUCUUGGAAGAAAGUGAAAAGGGCCCAUAAGAAAGUUACAAUUAUGUUCAACACUUCUCUUAAAAGAGAUUUCAAAAGCAUCUGAGUACAAGGAAAGGAAUAGCAUUAAAUUUAUUGUUGUUUAGAUGUAAAUGCAGAAUGUUACAAAUUGUACAAGGCUUUGGUGUUCUGUUUUGAGAGUAUUUUAUUCUUGUAGAUGUUAUUAAAAAAAUUUAUUCAUGUAUUUAAUAUCUUAUGUUUCUGUUUUUUAAUACAUUUGAAAGAAAAAAUCA
Molecule: messenger RNA, 1469 nt
Organism: Cryptomeria japonica (Japanese cedar)
Lineage: Eukaryota; Viridiplantae; Streptophyta; Pinopsida; Cupressales; Cupressaceae
Exons: 2
Coding region: 278-1282 (334 amino acids)
Source: RefSeq, a predicted model, not a curated record